AUGUCGGAUAUUGAAAAAUAUCGUCGAGCGGCAGUGAUCGUUCAGAGCGGUUUAAUCUUUGCUUUUAAAGAAUUACACCGUGAUUUUGGAGACAAAACGAUUGGCCAGGUCUGCCGAAGCGUUGAUGAGUUUUUGGCUCGUGAAGUAUCUCAUUGCUACAAAGCUGUAGAGGAAAAGGGUAUCGCUUUACCUACAGAGAUCUCAAAGAAUGAUUUCGUAUCCGGCGUGGCACCUGAGGAGGCUGAUAUAUUCCAGGGCGGUGUCAUUGGUGAAGGAGACGUAGUUAAAGUCGCUCUUGGUGUGUAUAUUGACGGCUACACUGUUCAAGCAGCUCAUACAGUGAUUGUCCGGGAAAGAGUUCCUCAGGAGCCUUGGACCGGCUUUGAUGCCGAUACAGCAAUUGCAGCAUAUCUUGCCAAUGAAGCAGUGAUUUCUCUGUUGAGUAUCUGUCUCUCUGGCAGCCACCCGCUCGCUGGAUCAGGACCUGUUAGCGGUAGCCGGGUGCGGGCAGUUGUCGAUAGCAUUGCCAAGACGUAUAACUGUGAAGUUGUAGCCGGGUCGACGGUUCGCAAGAUCAAACAGUUUGUUGCUGGUCAAAAAACGGUCCACGAGCGUAACGCCAAGGCCGUUGAAUGGUUUGAGGAGACCCCCAUCAAGGGGUACACUGAAGCAGACAACUUUUUGUUUGAGGCGGGUGAUGCAGUGCUAAUCGAUUUGAAUGUGGCCAGUUUGAAAAACGCCGAGGGCAGAAUCAAGCUUGUCGAGUUCAAUGGUUCUGGCAAUGCACUAGAAAAGCCCACUGUGUAUGCCCGCGACCACACCGUUGCCUAUGCUUUGAAAACAUCGAAUGCUCGGGCAUUGCUGGCAAAGGCAAACCGGCAGUCAGUGUAUCCUUUCAAAUUGAGCUACUUGACUAGCGAUGAGAGAGAGCUGCGCAGUCUGCGGCUGGGUCUUAACGAGUGCGUCCAGCGCCGCUUGCUGGUUGCGUAUCCCCGACUGCAAGCUCAGUUUGUUCCCCUCAGCAAGAAGCAGGGCGUCCCUGUGAAUGUUGCCAGAGAGAUGACUACUGUGGUGUUGAUCCCCGGUGCCAAGUCUGCAUCGGGUUUCCCUGAGCUGUUACGACUUGGUGGAGGACGGCAAUUCCCUCCUUCCUGGACGCACAGCGAGCUCGCCCUUGCAGAUGAAGACGCUGCAGCUUUGUUGAAUGCCCGUGCAGAAAAGUUCGCCGCAGUGCGGUUCAUAGAGGUCACCGGCCGGGUAAGCGAGGGAGAAGAAGCAGCGGCGGCGGCGUCGGCCAUGGACAUUGAGUAG
Molecule: messenger RNA, 1311 nt
Organism: Wickerhamiella sorbophila
Lineage: Eukaryota; Fungi; Ascomycota; Dipodascomycetes; Dipodascales; Trichomonascaceae
Product: putative metalloprotease ARX1
Exons: 1
Coding region: 1-1311 (436 amino acids)
Source: RefSeq, a predicted model, not a curated record